Molecule: messenger RNA, 1973 nt
Organism: Sycon ciliatum
Lineage: Eukaryota; Metazoa; Porifera; Calcarea; Leucosolenida; Sycettidae
Product: ras-related protein Rab-43-like
Exons: 3
Coding region: 139-828 (229 amino acids)
Molecular function (GO): GTPase activity; GTP binding
Source: RefSeq, a predicted model, not a curated record
UCGUGAAGUAACACGUUAGUUGAAAGUACAUGCACCAAACUCCAAAGAAGUCAGUUCGAUUUGUAGUGGAGCAAAUCACACAGUCUUGUCCUCCCGUGGUUGAAACGGUCUGUAUGGAAAACUUCUUCCUGCAGCAGGAUGGCGGACGGAGAAUCGUAUGAUUUCCUCUUCAAGAUCGUUGUGAUCGGGGACAGUAUGGUGGGGAAAACGUCCUUACUGCAGCGCUUCAAGAAUGGAGCAUUCAAUGAGCACCACAGCUGUACAAUCGGAGUGGAUUUUAUCGUAAAGACGGUGGAGAUGGAAGGCAAAGUGGUCAAGCUGCACAUUUGGGAUACGGCUGGACAGGAACGCUUCAAGUCAGUAUCGCAUAGCUUCUACCACAACGCGCACGCAGCUAUUCUCGUGUAUGACAUUACCAACGAGGGCUCAUUCUUCACUACUGCAAGAUGGCUGGCGGAUGUAAGGCGGUUCUCCUCGCCAAAGACACUGUGCAUGUUGGUGGGCAACAAGCUGGAUGCGGGCAAUCAGAGAAUGGUUUCCAAGGAAACAGCGCUGCAGUUUGCCAAUGACAACAAGGUCACAUCGGUUGUUGAGGCGUCGGCCAAGGACAACUCUGGGGUGGAGAUGAUCUUCCACACGCUGACGAAAGACUUGCUGUCAGUCCACAGCACCGGUCAUAUGAAUGGUAUGAGGGUGGAAGAUCUAGGGCAGUCCGACAGCGAAUGUGAUAGCGGCGGUGAAGAUGUAAUACACUAUCGCAAGCGGCACAUCGUGCCAGUUGUCAUUAACCUCAACGACGAGCCCAAGCAGCGCAACUGCCAAUGCUAGCACUGGCGGAAUUCAAUUUCUUCUCCUUGAUUGGUUGGCCGUCCAAGAGAAUAGACACCCGUAUCAGCAGUGCUCCUAGUUUCCUAUGAUCACCUCGCUGUGUGUCUGCGGGAAGUGUGCGGAAGCAUGAAUUAGUUGCCAUUUUGGUACUCACCAGAAGGUAACCUUCAACAGAAUGUAGUCGUCCAAUGACAACCAUACCCAACGCUAUCCAGCAAGCUGUCCAUUGACUGUCCAUGAGUAGCAGUCUGCUAGAGCCUGGUAACAUCAUCUUCCUGCACGUAGACUACUCAUUGAGAGCCACCUUUCUGUAUGGCACCUCGACAUUGCAGCUGUCUGUGAUAUCUCUCUGGCCCUUAGUAUCUGUUACGAGUUUCAUCGUCUCGCCUGAGCUCCCGCUCACUGCGCCAUGCUGUGUGCCAUACCGCACCUGUGUGGUGGUGGUGAUAGGGAGGUGUGUCGGCCACCCCCAGACUUAUCCUCGCACCUCUGAAGGCCGCACCACCCACUGCCGCCGCAACCGACGACUUAGCCCGUCCUCCAUGUCCGCGUCUUUUCUUGUCAGUGAAAUAGCUUGCCCAGUCGGAACAGACCGAGUACCACACGUGCACACACACGCCACGACACGGCAAAAUGUGACUCCACAUACAACAACUAUAGUGUCUCUUGUGCCCGUGAGCUGAAGGUGCUUUGUCUAUUCUCUAGAACCUCGUGCACUAUUAUAGAGUUGAUGCUCUGUGCAGAUGUAUAUACAUAUACAUAUCCAUAUCCUCAAACUAGUCAAGAUAUACAUAUAAUAUAAUAUAAUUAUAUUAUUAUUUUACCGUUACUACUUUUUGUUUCUCUCCCCCUCCCCCUCUUGACUAGGUAGCUGGAAGCAGCAUAUUUUAUUUUGAUCCUCUUGUAAUUUAUUAUUCUCCUACUUUUUGAUCAUGUUGUUGCUGUUUUUAAACCUAGUUCUUGUAGUUUCUUCGUUGUUUACCGGUGUCUCUUAGCACCGUGGCUCUUGUAAAUUAUUGGAGUGCUCAUGCGUUCAUUGCAGGGUGCAUCUCGCUGCUGUACAUAAUUCUUGUGCCCACCUUGUUUGUUUCUUGACGCUGUAGCCGAGGUUAGCAUUGGAUGCACAAUGACUUGUCGCAUCUGCA